CCAGUACGGUUUGUAUCUGAUGUGUUUGGCGUGCUUCAACACUGAGAUGUUUGAGAAUUCAUCUGGAACAAUUGUUGCUACUGUUCAACUUUAUAAUGACGAGGAUUGCAUACUUAUGCUUUUCUAUUAUUCCAGUAUCUUUGUUUGGUAAGUUAGGUCUUCUAGAAAGUUGCCCACAAAUUUCUUAAAUUUCCAAACAUAUUGGCAUAAUCACGGUAUCGUGUUAUUUUCUAAUAUUGACAACUUCUCCAGCACUCUCUUUAGAAAAAUCUAAUCUUGACAUCAUUUGUGCUUUCCCUAAGGGAAAUGUUACAGUCGCCCAUAGGUUUGUUGAUUUUAUGACUGUUCUGAAGGAUCUAACUUUUCUAUAUGUUUUUACUUUCCAUGUGAAGUUUGCGAUCAAUUAAUUUCUGCUUUUGCUUGUGUUGAUUCCAUUUAUUUCUUUGUAAGAUUAAUUUGCUACUUCUUUGCUAGUAUCAUUCUUUCUUCCUUCCUCCCCACAUUUGAAAUAGUCAUUUGAAUCCUAUUCUCUUUACAAACCUAAUUCUGUACUCUCAGACUUUUAAGAAACCUUGGAAUUUAAUCCCUGGAAAUGACACACCUUGGCCUGAAACAUGGAAGAGUUGAAACUACCAACUCCCUCUCCUUAUACUGAACCAUCAGAUACCAUAUUCUUUAAGAGGCUCUAUUAUUUAUAAUUUCAAAAUAUAAUUCAUUUUGCUUUCUUUGAAACCUGGUGAAUUGAAGGAAAACAUAUAAAAUAUGAAGAUAAUGUUUUCAAGUGAUGCAAUCUUGGGGUUUUUCUUCAUAUUUCUGAUUUGUAUUGGGCUCAUGGGGAACUUGGUGCUCUUCAUACUAUAUAUAGACACUUUCUUAACUCAGUCUUGCCUGAAAAAGCCCAUUGAUGUCAUAUUCAUACACCUGACCUUGGUCAAUGUUUUGACUAUCUUGUUCAAGUUGAUACCAGAUGUCAUGCCAUCCUUUGGAGAAAGAUAUUUUCUGGAUGAUGUUGGUUGUAAGACAACUUUGUACAUAUAUAGAGUGACCCGGGGUCUUUCCAUCUGUACUACCGCUUUCCUGAGUGUGUUCCAAGCUAUCACCAUCAAUCCUCUUAAUUCUAAGUGGGCGUGGCUUAGAUCUAAACUCUCGAUGUGCAUUUACCCCUCUUUCCUUUUCUUCUGGGUCACCAACUUGCUCAUCUAUAUCCACAUCAUUGAAACUGUAAGGGCAAGGAACAAUUUCACAAUUGCUGGUCUUGGGUAUUAUACGGUAUACUGUCAAACCAACCAGUUGCAACACCACUAUGCAAUGGCAUUUUUGAAUGUCAUGGUGAUUCGAGAUCUCCUCUUUGUGAUCCUCAUGAUGUGGUCCAGCAUCUACAUGGUGACCCUCCUCUACAAACACCGCCAGAGAGCCCAGCAUAUUCACAGCCUCAGCCUCUCUCUCCAGUCAUCUCCUGAAAUCAAAGCCACCCACACUAUUCUUUUGCUGGUAGGUUGCUUUGUUUUCUUUUAUUGCUUAAACAACUUAAUUGCCUUCUACUUGCUUUAUUUACCCAAGAAAAAACCAGAAAUGGAGAGAAUUACUGGGCUAAUUUCCUCCUGCUACCCAUCCCUGUGCCCUUUUGUGCUGAUGAAAAAUAAAAUUUCCAAACUGACUUCCUUCCUUUCACGGAGGACAAUUACCUUUUCUCAAAGAACAUUUAGCAGAUGAUCUGAUGCUUACAUCUUUCCACAACAGAGCACUCUCCAGCAUGGACUGUUGAGCACUUAAUUUGGGGUUAGUAUAAUUCCCAUUGAGGUGGAAACUUAGAAAUACCCUCGCAUUUGAAAUCUUCCAAUGAAGAAGAGUACAUAAAUGUGAAAUUAAUAAUUUUCAUAUUGAUUCCUUACUUAAAUUAUACUAUUAUGUAUAAAUUAAAAGUAUUGUAAAUAUGUCAUUGAUACUAACUUUAUCUGCUUGGUUUUGCUGUUUUCUGAAAUGUGGCUGCUUAGAAAUUUAAAAU
Molecule: messenger RNA, 2005 nt
Organism: Bubalus bubalis (water buffalo)
Lineage: Eukaryota; Metazoa; Chordata; Mammalia; Artiodactyla; Bovidae
Product: vomeronasal type-1 receptor 4-like
Exons: 1
Coding region: 763-1713 (316 amino acids)
Biological process (GO): G protein-coupled receptor signaling pathway
Cellular component (GO): membrane
Molecular function (GO): pheromone receptor activity
Source: RefSeq, a predicted model, not a curated record